Messenger RNA from Linepithema humile (Argentine ant), 2107 nucleotides. It is a transcript of the gene NO66, whose product is annotated as Bifunctional lysine-specific demethylase and histidyl-hydroxylase NO66. Lineage: Eukaryota; Metazoa; Arthropoda; Insecta; Hymenoptera; Formicidae. The record is from RefSeq and is a predicted model, not a curated record.
GGACGUGGCUAUUUAGUUCCUAAGCCGGCCGGAAAUGGACGUGCGUCACUAGCGUACGGCCUAGAGAAAGCGUCGUACGGAAAACGGCAGCGUGGCCUCUCUCAGGUUUCUCUCUGUAUAUACUAAAGAAGUUAUGUGUUAUCAAAACGUGAAAUUAAUCUGCAUAUGUAAAACGUAAAAAAGAUGUCUGGUAAUUUAGAAGCAGUAUCAGCUUUUUCUGUAUAUUCAGCAAAACGGAAAAAUAUAGAACAGCCAUUAAAGUCCAAAAAGAAAAAAUUAAAACAUUUUUCACAAAAAAUUACAGUAUCUAAUCAAAAGAACGUCAAACAGAAGAAUAAUAAUCAAAUACUAAAAGGACAAAAGAUUAAAAAUAAAUGUACUUUGAAUGUUGCUGUGAAAACAAAACAUGGUAAUAUUACAAAAAAGGGUAAUUUAAAAAUCUUCAAAAACAAUAUCUUGGGUGAUAAAGCACACGUGAAAUUUUUACAACUAAAUGAGAAAAAAAAACUGAAGCAGAUAAAUAAUGUCCGAAAAUGUGUAUAUAAAGAAUUAAAAUUAAAAGGAGCAAUGAUAGAAAAAGAGAAAAAUAAAAAUUUUAGCAAGGGAGAAACUACAGAAACAGAAAACGUUGAGAAACAAGAUGAUGACAACAGUUUAAAUGAUGCAAAUAAUAGUGUAAAUAUAGAAUAUUUUAGCGAUUCUAAUCCUAUUGUAAACAGUCAAAAAUUAUUUAAAUGGCUGAUAUAUCCUUUGAAGAUAGAAAAUUUUUUCAAAGAAAAUUGGGAGAAGACUCCACUGCAUAUAAAAAGAAACAAACCUAAGUAUUACAAAAAUCUCAUGUCAACACCUAUGCUAGAUAAAAUAUUGAGAGAAAAACAUAUUUUGUUUAGCAAAAAUAUCGAUAUUACUUCCUAUUCUAAUGGAGUAAGAGAGACUCACAAUCCUGAGGGCACAAUUCGUGCAUUUCCAAGUGUUGUUUGGGAUUAUUAUCUGAAUGAUUGCUCUGUGAGAAUGUUAAAUCCUCAAACGUUUAUACCACAGUUACAUGCGCUGAAUGCUACACUUCAGGAAUUCUUUGGCUGUUUUGUUGGUGCCAAUUCAUAUCUUACACCACCCAAUAGUCAAGGUUUUGCGCCUCAUUAUGACGACAUAGAAGCAUUUAUAUUGCAAAUUGAAGGUAAAAAAAGGUGGAGACUGUACAUGCCUCCUAACGAGAAUGAAUAUUUGCCGAGAUAUUCCUCUAAGAAUUUUAAUCAAUUGGAGAUUGGAGAACCUAUACUGGAUACAAUCGUUGAAGCUGGGGACUUGGUAUACUUACCACGAGGAACUAUACACCAAGGAGAGACUAUUGAUGAUACUCACAGUUUGCAUGUUACAUUAAGUGUAUAUCAAAAGAACAGUUGGUGUGACUUACUCGAGAAACUACUUCCGCAAGCGCUAAAGAGAGCGACCGAAGUUGACAGCCGUUUCCGAGAGGGAUUACCUUUGGAUUAUUUAAGAUAUACCGGAAUUGUAUAUAACACAAACGUCAAGAAAAGUAUUUUCAAAAAAAAGAUUAAAAAUUUGAUUAACCACUUAAUAGAUUACAUCGAUGUAGAUGACGCGGCCGAUUUAAUGGCUAAAGGUCACAUUCACGAUUUUCUGCCUCCUUUUCUCACCAAAAAUGAACAGAAAUGUUCAGUAGUGGAAAACGGCGAAAUCAUGGUUGACAAUGGGGUUGUUAAAAAUUACACAGAAAUAACAGCCAAUACAAGGAUACGAUUAUUAAGAACACAUUGUAUCAGGUUGAUAAAAGAAGAUGAUACGUUUAUGAUUUAUUAUUCUACUGAUAAUUCUAAAGAAUACCAUGAAAUGGAAAUACAAUCUCUAGAAGUUGAUGAAUCAAUUAUGCCUGGAAUUUCAAAAUUAGUAACAUCUUAUCCAAACUUUAUACGUGUUGGCGAAUUACCGAUUGGAGACGAAGACGUUAAGAUUGCGGUUGUGAAAGAUCUUUGGGAGAAAAAUCUAAUUAUAACGGAAGUUCCUCUAUGUUCUACAGAUUCUAUUCUGCAUCUUCAAAAAGAGAAAUAGUAGAAGUCGAAAUAAAAAAUACAUUACAAUUUCUAAA